Messenger RNA from Necator americanus (New World hookworm), 606 nucleotides. RefSeq lists its product as uncharacterized. The transcript has a single exon. The coding region runs from base 1 to 606 and encodes 201 amino acids. The record is from RefSeq and is a predicted model, not a curated record. NCBI's taxonomy places the organism in Eukaryota, Metazoa, Nematoda, Chromadorea, Rhabditida, Ancylostomatidae.
AUGCUCGUCGUGGUCGUCCCUGGAUUCCUCGUUGAGAUGCUCGUCGUGGUCGUUUCUGGAUUCCCCGUUGAGAUGCUCGUCGUGGUCGUCCCUGGAUUCCCCGUUGAGUUGCUCGUCGUGGUCGUUCCAGGGCUCCGUUGGUCGUUGAGGUUUGGCGUCCGGUUCGUUGAUGCUGUGGUGGUUUCGUUGUUGUCGUGUGGUGUCGGCGUUGAGAUGCUCGUCGUGGUCGUUCCUGGAUUCCCCGUUGAGAUGCUCGUCGUGGUCGUUCCAGGAGUUUCAGUUGAUGUGGUCGUGGUGGUCGUCCCUGGAUUCCCCGUUGAGAUGCUCGUCGUGGUCGUCCCUGGAUUCCCCGUUGAGAUGCUCGUCGUGGUCGUCCCUGGAUUCCCCGUUGAAGUCGUUGAGGUUAUGGUUCCAGGAGUUUCAGUUGAUGUGGUCGUGGUGGUCGUUCCUGGAUUCCCCGUUGAGAUGCUCGUCGUGGUCGUUCCUGGAUUCCCCGUUGAGGUGCUCGUCGUGGUCGUUCCAGGGGUCUCAGUUGAUGUGGUCGUCGUGGUCGUUCCUGGAUUCCCCGUUGAGUUGCUCGUCGUGGUCGUUCCUGGGUCCGUUUAG